This is a messenger RNA of Fusarium sp. VM40, 912 nucleotides long. The record is from the annotation of a GenBank genome assembly. NCBI's taxonomy places the organism in Eukaryota, Fungi, Ascomycota, Sordariomycetes, Hypocreales, Nectriaceae.
AUGAGCACCAAUUUCCAACGAUGGACGGUAGAGAAGCCUUGGCUUGAGACGCAUUGCCUAUUGGGCGAGGGGCCUUUCUACGAGGAAUCGACAGGCACUCUACGGUUUGUUGAUAUCCGCAACAAGCGACUUCAUUAUGUAAAGAUGGCAGAAGGUCCUUCGUCUCUCAAAACCAUUCAACUGGACGUAUGUCCUACCGUUACAGCCAAUAUUGAUGGUGUUGAUCCACAGGAUCGAAUUGCGCUUGGCGUCAAGUAUGGGCUGGCAGUUCUCGAUGUGAAGAAGGAAACAUAUGAACUCAUUCAGCCGUUCGAAGAGCCAGCUAAUGAACGUUUGAGGAGUAAUGAUGGCGGCAUAGACCCUCUUGGUCGGUUCUGGAUGGGAACAAUGACGGACUUUGGUCUUGGUCCCUUCAAGCCUGAAGGAGCUGUCUACCUAAUGGAUGCCAAGUCACGAGAGGUGAAGCUGCCCGACAUGACAAUCCCCAACACGCCAGGUUGGUCCCCUGAUGGGAAAACAUUGUAUGUUACCCACUCAAGUGCGCGGGAAAUCUUUGCAUUCGACUUCAGCACUGAGUCUGGAGAGAUAUCAAACAAGCGCGUCUUCUAUACCCAUAAUGGCUCAGGUGAGCCAGACGGUUUCCGUGUGGAUGUGGACGGUUUCCUUUGGCAGGCUGUGUACGGAGAGGGCCGUGUCAUUAGGAUCGACCCAAAGACGGCUGAGAUUGUAGGCGAAGUCAAGGUGCCGACAAAUAACACGACAUGCGUACACUUUGUCGACACCGAACUUGUCAUUACGACUGCCGAGGACGACGAGGGCGAAGGAUCAAGCCGUGAGUACGGUGGGCACGUGUUCAAAGUGGACGUUGGGAUCCAGGGAUUGAGACUUUACGAUUUCAAGCUCGAUGCGUAA